AUGAGCUCACCCAGCGCUCACGCCUUGCUGUGGAGCUUGUGGACCACUGCCUUCCCGCACAGCCUGGGAAGCCUCUUCAAAGAGUGGCUGCAUCGAGGAAUCGAUCUGGGUGAUAUGUCGACCGCGGUCGAGGUGCUCCUCGUUGAUUCGGAAUGGAAGCGAGACCAGGAUGAGGACUUGACUUGGAUGUGCUUGCUUCAGCACACGAGCCGUCGUGGAGCCUGCCAGGAGGUGAUGCGCAAGUAUUGUCGAGAUCGAGAGCUUCCGAGUUGGGUUCGUGUGCAAGAAGGCCCCUGGAACGAGACAAAGGUCAGCAAAAACAAGCCUGAACUGGCCAAGUACAUGCAGAGGUUCGCGAAUCUCGAAAAGUUCGCACAACCAGCAUCAGGCAACCAUUGGGAGAAGCUCGGCGCAGUCAUUGACUUUGUGGAGCAUCGCCUUUCUGCUGCUGCUCCCCAGGUACCCGGUACUGCAAGCGAGAUCCUGCGCUUGCUCGACAGCUUUGCACAACGACGAGAGCACUGGCUUAAGGUUGCGGGCGGGGCAAAGGCCGAGGUACUCGUGUACACGCACGGCUUGAGGACCUGGCAACCCUACGAGGUUGUCGUGGAGUGCGGCACUUUCAUAGGCUACUCCGCAAUUCGGCUGGCCAUGCUGACCUGCCGAGAAGAGGCUCCGGACAAGACCAGGCCCCGUGUCUUCACAAUCGAGGUGGACCCCAUCCAGGCCUGCAUAGCCAGGCAUCUCGUGGACUUAGCAGGUGUGUCGUUUGCAGUGGAAGUUGCCAUUGGGCAGGUGCGUGACGUCCUGCCCAAAAUCGUCGAACUCUUUGGGGCUGAAUCUGUGGGAAUGGUCUUCAUGGAUUACAAGGGUACGGCUUUCCAUUCCGACUUGGACACUUUGGAAGACACCGGAGCACUAGGCACGGAUGCCCGCCUUCUGGCGGACAACGUGGCGUUGCCAGGAGCGCCUCUCUUACUCUGGCACCUGGCUUUUAGUCCGUCUUGGGAGCUCGUUGCGUACGCGAUGAUGGAGUUUCUCGAGCCCAACACGGAGGACUGGAUGGCUCUGGGGAGGUACCUUGGCCCUGCAGGGCCGGCACCUCCCGCACCGGAGAGUUGGCAUCACCUGUCCUGGCACACUGUGCCUCGACAUCUGAUCACUUUGAGAUGCACUCCUAUGUAA
Messenger RNA from Symbiodinium natans, 1185 nucleotides. The record is from the annotation of a GenBank genome assembly. Lineage: Eukaryota; Dinophyceae; Suessiales; Symbiodiniaceae.